Messenger RNA from Cinara cedri, 935 nucleotides. The record is from the annotation of a GenBank genome assembly. Lineage: Eukaryota; Metazoa; Arthropoda; Insecta; Hemiptera; Aphididae.
AUGUAUUCAUAUGUGACCGUGAAUCACGACCAAUUGACUGCCAUGAAUGACAGGGCCUUUAGCUGGCGCGUACACACACUGCGUUCCGGAGAAAAAAAAAAUUUACAAUUUCAAUCCGAUAAAGGCCCGCGACGCAAGGAAAUGCGGGCCCGCGCGCGCGGUAUAAAAAUUGAAACGGCGAAGAAUCCCCCCGAAACGCCCGCGAUUUUCCGCGUUAUUUUUCGCGGUACUUGUUUUGCUCUCGCUCCGCCCGACACGCAAAUAAAUAAUAAUUUUAUAAAUUGUUUACCUAUCAUUAUAGUAUAAAAUGUAAAAUAUAGUUAAAUUUUUAUCACAUUGUGAAAUAAUAUAAAAAUUAUUAUUUUCUUUUAGGACGGAAGCCAGAACUCGGAAAUGUCCUUGAAGAUGGUUACGAACGCAGUUUGUUUUCCGAGUCAUGAAUUUUGCCAAGUACUAUUCCAGAAAAUUUCUUUUGUUUCCACGGCGCUAUUUAGUUCCUCAUUUAACAGAACUCCACAACCUCUCGAUGUGUCGGGCGUGCGGCCCUGUGUCCAGAUCAACAAAACCGUAGGUAUAACUAUAACGGCAUUAUGUUACUUGCUGCAAAUUUUCGUUUAUUCAAUUCGCAUUGUUUGGCGAGACGAUCAAUUUAUUGCGGCGUAAUGUCGGGGCUAUAGCAAACAAGUGCCUUUUUAAUUAUAAUUUUAGAGACUAAAUUCUCCAAUAAACCUUCUACUAAUCCUAAUAUCACGAUAACGUCCCAGUUUUUCAAAAAUGUCAUUCGUCUCCAUAGAAAUGUAUGGGCUUGGACUUCCGAAAUAAGUAGUACCCGGUUCAACUAUUUUCCAUUGCCCGUAUUGAUAACUGUGUCUGUGUGUAUGGAACUUUGUGUUACAAAGUGGGUCGAAAAUUUAAAAUGUUUACCAAGUGAAUAA